Actinia tenebrosa (Australian red waratah sea anemone) is the source of this 1348-nucleotide messenger RNA. RefSeq lists its product as uncharacterized. Lineage: Eukaryota; Metazoa; Cnidaria; Anthozoa; Actiniaria; Actiniidae. The record is from RefSeq and is a predicted model, not a curated record. Gene Ontology annotation, cellular component: nucleus. Gene Ontology annotation, molecular function: DNA-binding transcription activator activity, RNA polymerase II-specific; RNA polymerase II cis-regulatory region sequence-specific DNA binding. Gene Ontology annotation, biological process: cell differentiation; positive regulation of transcription by RNA polymerase II.
CGACGCAUCGUGUAUACAUUGAUUUUGAUUUCGCUAAACAAGACGCUAUAUAAAAGGUCUCUGUUGGUCAAGACGCUCAAUAGAUCGUGAACACUGUCAAGAGACUCGUCCAGUCAUACUUCUAGAAUUACUUUGAUAGCUAUCUAAACAAAAUGACCAAACCAAGUGAACAUAUUAAACGGCCAAUGAAUGCCUAUAUGGUAUGGUCAAGAAAGGAAAGACGAAGAAUCGCUGAGGAAUGUCCGAGGAUGUUGAACUCUGAGAUUAGUAAAAGACUUGGACUCGAGUGGAACUCUUUAACGCACGAGCAGAAACAACCAUAUGUAGAGGAAGCCAAGAGACUUCGCGAACUUCAUAAGAAAGAUCACCCAGAAUAUAAAUAUCAGCCAAAACGAAAGCCAAAAACGUGUUCCAAGUUGAAGACACCGGGAAUGAAUCCUUACAGCUAUGGAUAUGGAGAGAUGAACGGCUUGAAUCUUCCUUCGUCUACGGCGUUAUGCCCUCCAUCAUUAUCAUCUCACAUGGUUUCGAGUGCUGCAAUGAUGAGCAUAGGAAGUUGUGCUGGAGCUUGUUCGAUGGCAGAACCUCCACCACCUUACCAUUUUUCACCACACUAUUCCUUCCAAGGCAUGUCGGACUAUAAAACACCUUGCCAAUCUCACAUGUCACUGAUCAGUAGAGAUUUACCCUAUCCUCCUCCUGCAGUAGGGUAUUCCCCACAUGGACCUACAAUUGGCCAUCCAAUGCAACUCAGUCACGUUGUCCAUCACAGAGGCAUUUUACCCGAGUCUAUGGCUAGCAGUGUUGUACAUACGCCAACAGCCAUAGACGCAAGGAAUGGUCUACCAAGACAUCCAUUAGACUGUGUGGUCAUGAGACCUGAUGGAUUUUGAGACAUUUACAAGAACAUUUUUGAUACUAGCAUUUUGUAUUCAAAUAAUUUGGCUUUUAAAGCACAAAUAAUAGGUCCUAGCUUAUAGUAUAAUUAGCGGUCUAAAAAACCUGAUACUGCUCCGGUGGGAUUAUGUGAAUGGACUUUGACAAUCACAAGAUUCAAUGACCGCAACAGCCACGACUUUUUGUUAGAGAAAAAAACAAAUUAAUCUAUUUUUAUUAUUAUUUGAUUUCUGUAACCACAAAAAACUGUUUUCAAAAACGCUCAAAUUUCAUUUUUGAUUCCUAAGGAAAUCGCUAGUGAGAAUCUAAUCACACUAAUUAUAUCUUCACCUAUUUUAUGGUCAUAUGACGAUUGAUUUUGAAAAAAAACAUUUAUAAAAUAAACGAUUUACUGUGUAAACUUCAAUUUUGUAUUCGAUUCAGUUAUGUAAAUAAAUACUUACUUUUAAAA